AUGGUGUGUGUAGCCCAGACGGAACAGCUCUCUCUUCAUCUCCGCUACGCGCUCCCUGCUCACGGCGCACUGCCUGGCAUUCCCCUCUCCAAACACGUCUCACCCGGGUCUUGUCUGUCGGCCCCCGCUCAGACGCACGCUCCGAGACGACUCCCCCCUCGGAAGAGACGCAGGAUCUCCAGCGCUGCUCACUCCUCGCUAAAAGAGUCUGAUGUGUCAAAGUUCCGCGCCUCCUCUUCUCCACUGGAGCGCGCAGCACGAAGCGGCAACUUAGUUAUUGAACCGCGGUGA
Molecule: messenger RNA, 291 nt
Organism: Knipowitschia caucasica
Lineage: Eukaryota; Metazoa; Chordata; Actinopteri; Gobiiformes; Gobiidae
Source: the annotation of a GenBank genome assembly